CUGGUGCAGACGCUGAAGCCUGAAGUGGCGGUUGUCUUGGACCGGGCCCUCGCCGCAGAGGACAUCACAGCCGAAGAGGCCACGCUUUUAUUCGGGACGACAGGGCCCGAAUACAACGCAACGAUCCUAGUGGCCGACGAACUGCGUCGCCGUACGGUUGGCGACAUAGCCACCUACGUUGUUAACAGAAACAUCAACUUUACCAACGUCUGUAUAAAGCGCUGCGGGUUCUGCGCUUUCAGCCGCGAUUUCCGAGAGGAGGAGGGGUACUACCUCCCGAUAGAGGAGAUCGUUCGUCGAGCGCAGGAGGCCUGGGACUACGGUGCGACCGAGGUCUGCAUACAGGCCGGUCUCCCGCCGCAGAUGGAAGGCGAUCUGUAUAUCCGCCUGUGCGCCGCGAUAAAGGAAGCGCUGCCCGACAUGCACAUCCACGGCUUCUCCCCGGAGGAGGUGCUGUACGGAUCCAUACGUUCUCGCUGCAGCAUCCGUGAGUACCUUGAGGGUCUGAAGGCAGCCGGUGUCGGGAGCCUGCCCGGUACCUCCGCUGAGGUACUUGACCAGGAAAUGCGUGACCGCAUAUCUCCCGGCCGAAUUACCGUCGACCAGUGGGUCGAGGUCAUUACCACAGCCCACGACCUGGGAAUACCGACCACCUCCACGGUCAUGUUCGGGCACCGUGAGACUGCUGAUCAGUUGGCCAAUCACAUGGCGUUACUGCGUGGACUCCAGCAGGAUACGGGCGGAAUCACCGAAUUUGUACCUCUCAGUUUCGUGCACACCGAAGCGCCAAUGUUCCUGAAGAACCUGCUGCCGAACGUCCGGCCCGGGCCGACUGGGAUGGACGUAGUCAAGAUGCACGCCAUCGCCCGCAUCAUGCUGAACAACUGGAUCCCCAACAUUCAGGCUUCGUGGGUCAAGGAAGGCUCGCGGAUGUCGCAGCUUCUGCUCACUGCCGGCGUGAACGACCUGGGCGGUACACUGAUCAACGAGAGCUCUCCACUGCUGCCGGGGCGCAGCACGGUCAGCUCAUGCGACCGUCGGAAUUCCGGGGGAUGA
Geodia barretti is the source of this 1056-nucleotide messenger RNA. Lineage: Eukaryota; Metazoa; Porifera; Demospongiae; Tetractinellida; Geodiidae. The record is from the annotation of a GenBank genome assembly.